Molecule: messenger RNA, 2235 nt
Organism: Fulvia fulva
Lineage: Eukaryota; Fungi; Ascomycota; Dothideomycetes; Mycosphaerellales; Mycosphaerellaceae
Product: Efflux pump radE
Exons: 6
Coding region: 1-2235 (744 amino acids)
Biological process (GO): transmembrane transport
Molecular function (GO): transmembrane transporter activity; protein binding
Source: RefSeq, a predicted model, not a curated record
AUGCAAGCAGACGAACAGGAGAAGACUUCACAAUGGGCCGAGCACGAAGAGACCACGUAUGCACGUGCGACACAACACACGUCUACAGCUACCGCCACAAUACCACCUGCAUCAGAGUCGACCGCAGACAAAGUACAGGACGAUGCCGCUUCGAUACAUGGUGAGUUCGAUGUCUACUGGGAGAAUGAGACCGAUCCGGAGAACCCAUUGAACUGGCCACAAUGGCGCAAGGUGUCCAACAUCGCCAUGACCUCUUUCGUCACCUUCCUGACACCCUUAGCAUCCUCAAUGUUUGCACCAGGAGUUCCAGAGACCUUCAAAACCGACUCGAACACCGCAGCGACCUUCGUCGUCAGCAUCUUCGUCCUAGGUUUCGCCUUUGGACCCAUAGUCGUGGCACCGGCAAGUAAGCUCUACGGCCGCCUGCCAGUCUAUCACAUAUGCAACAUCCUCUUCACCAUCUUCACCAUUUGCAACGCCGUCUCCACGAACAUGGCGAUGCUCAUGGCAUUCCACUUUCUGGCAGGCUUCGCUGGCGUAGGAGCCGUCACGAUCGGUAGCGGCUCAGUCGCAGAUAUGAUGCCUCCCGAGCAGAGAGGCAUCUCCCUGGCACUAUGGUCACUCGGUUUCCUUUUUGGCCCCAUCGUCGGCCCCAUUGCGGGUGGUUUCCCCGUAGCAGCCAUGGGCUGGCGCUGGGUGUUCUGGAUCAUUGCCAUCCUCUCCGGCGCCACGACUCUAAUCUGCUUCCUCGUUCUGAAAGAAACCCUCGCAACCAUAAUCCUCGAGAAGAAAGCCCUUCGUCUCCGCAAAUCAACCGAAAACCUCGACCACCGCUCCCGCGUCGCCUCUCCCUUGGCGCCCAAAACGCUCAUGGCAGAGACCUGCGUCCGCCCACUCAAGAUCCUUCUCUUCACACCCGUGGCUAGCUGGAUGUGCAUGUACAUCGCACUCCUCUACGGCCUGCUCUACAUCCUCUUCACGACUUUCACCUUCGUCUUCACCGAGACUUACAAGCUCUCCACCACAGCCGCAGGCCUCUCAUACUUGGGCUGCGGCGUCGGAACGCUAAUCGGUCUCGCCUUCGCCGCCCGCCUCAGCGACAGGAUCGUCCGCCGCAAGGUUGCCGCGGGCAUCACACCUCUCCCCGAAGAUCGCCUCCCUCUCUACAUGGCAUUACCCGGCAGCCUCGCGAUCCCGAUCGGCUUCUUAAUCUACGGCUGGGGAGCACACUUCCGAGUCCACUGGAUCGUGCCGCAGAUCGGGACGGCGGUGAUGAGUUUCGGCACGAUCGUGAUUCUGAUGUAUGUGCAGACAUAUUUGACGGAUGUGUACACGGUGCACGCGGCGAUUGCUAUCGCCGCGAACGCGGUGUUGAGGAGUCUUUUGGGGGCUUUGCUGCCGCUUUUGAACAUCAUGACGAAACGCAAGCGCGACUCAGUCGCGCCCGAUGCCAGCUCAAAGCGAACCAUGGCCACCAGAGCAAUGACAAGAGCUGCCGCCGUCGACGCCGUUUUCAUGACCACAGAGUUACUUGAGGGCAUACUGCAACACCUCCCGAUGAAAGACCUGCUGCUCAGUCAGCGGGUGUGCCACAAGUGGAAGAGCGUCAUCGAGCAGUCUCAAUGUCUGCAACAGGCGCUCUUCUUCCUGCCAAGAGAACCCGACUUCGCAUGGCUGUAUCCCCGCUCGAAGAGGACCGAGCACAUCAUCACCCGAGUCUCGACAGGGCAUAUGAUGGAAGGCAAGCACGACAUUGUGGUUUAUCCGUCCGGCGAGAUGAACCCAAUGUUCUUCGUCCAAGGCAGCAACAUCAUCAAGACCAAUAAGGCAAUUCCUGGCUCUGACAACGGGUACGAAAUGUUCAGAUACCAUUGUCAACCACCCUGGCUGGACUGUCCCGAGGGAUCUUGGCGCAAGAUGCUUUCUUCUCAGCCACCAGUGAAGGCCAUCGACUACCACUGGGUCUGUGCCGGACACCUCCAGAAUGGAUUGGUCAACCAAACCGAACCAAUCACAUUAGCUGAUAUGGGAAAACUGUUCAUUAACCCUGGAAAGCUGGAUGACGCAACGUUCUAUGGCCACGGCCAGAGCAAUCAUCUCGCCACGGAAGGGAUCCUCUACCCAAAGACCAGUGAGAAGGAUGUGUAUCGUAUCAUGGGACGCAAUGGCAAGAGGUAUGUCCAGGGGUCGGCCAACUGCAUAACGGUCGAAAUCGAGGGACCGCAAUUCGUGUAA